Amaranthus tricolor (Joseph's coat) is the source of this 744-nucleotide messenger RNA. RefSeq lists its product as uncharacterized. The transcript is spliced from 2 exons. The record is from RefSeq and is a predicted model, not a curated record. The coding region runs from base 1 to 744 and encodes 247 amino acids. NCBI's taxonomy places the organism in Eukaryota, Viridiplantae, Streptophyta, Magnoliopsida, Caryophyllales, Amaranthaceae.
AUGUUUCACCAACAUCAUCAAUCUCACAAUAUCAACUCUAAUAUUGAUAUGUAUUCAACUCCAAUAAGGGGUGAAAGUUUAGAUGAAAAUGAGAUGGAGUAUGAUGAUGAUGAUGAUGAUGAUGAUGAUGUUGAUGAAAAUCAAGGAAAUGAUCAAGAUGUUCAAUAUGGUGAAGAUGGAGGAAAUUCUGUUCAUCAUGCUGAUGCUAGUCUUUACACGCAACCAUCAUUUCAAAAUCUAGUUUCACAAUUUGGUUCACCACCGAGCUUCACUCAAUUGGUUCAACCAUCUCAACAGCUAGCUAAUAAUAAUGAUGAAGGCCCUAUACCUUCAAAGAAAAGUUGGGAUUUGAUUGAAGAUAUUGCUCUCAUAUGUUCAGUCAUGAACACAAGUACAGAUCCAAUUGUGAGCACCAACCAAAAGAUAAGAGUGAGAUCGAGAUGGCAGAAAGUUAAGGAAGCUUAUGAAGCAGCGAGGAUGGAGCGACCCCAUCUGAUCCCACGAAGAACCGCCGACAUGCUUAAAUGUCGUUGGGGUAGAGUUGCUCCAGCAUGUUUGAAGUGGUCUGGAAGUUAUGAUGAGGCUGUUAGGAGGAAGAAGAGUGGCACGACAGACGAAGAUGUGCUUAAAGAAGCGCAUUUAAUCCAUCAAAGAAAACACGCAUGCAUUAGUCUUUUCCUUUCCAUCACCCUUUUCGCAUGCAUUAGUCUUUUCCUUUCCAUCACCCUUUUUGGCAUGCAUUAG